GAUUGAGCAUGUAAGGGAUGCAAGUCCCUUGCCUCAGAGCAUUCAUCAUUUUGACGCCACGCUAAGGAUUACGAUGAACAACUUUCAAUCCUCCGUUAAAAUGGAUGACAUCUACCUAGUCGACUUCAAGACCUCACCAAAUAUCAUUCCCGCCGCAGCCAUUCAAAAGCACAAUGCAUUUCCUCUCCACACAGGGGGGAUGGCUGAUAUUUUUAAAUGUUAUAUGUCUACACAAUCGGAGGUCCGCUAUACAGUCGCGAUAAAAUCCAUCAGGAUCCCUUCUAGCUAUGAUUCAACAUUAAUACGCAAAGUGGGCCAGAGGAUUCGUCGCGAGGCUUAUGUUUGGAUGCAAUUAUCUCACGACAACAUUCUCGCUCUUGAGGGUGUUACCGAAGGAUUUGGCCCACUUCCCGCACUAGUUACUCUAUGGAUGGAUAAUGGAUCACUCGGCGACUAUCUGAAGCAGAAAGUUGAUCUUUCGAGAGACAAGAAGUUGAGCAUGUUGACGGAGGUAGCAGCUGGUCUCGAGUAUUUGCACUGCAAGGGUAUCGUCCAUGCUAACUUAACUCCCUACAACGUCCUGGUCAGCAGUGACGGGAGGCUUCAUAUCGGGGGCUUCGGUCUCUCGGUGAUCCUUGCAGAAUUAGAUUGCCCAACAUUUGAGUCGUGUCAGCCUGGCAGUAUUCGGUGGACAGCCCCCGAAAUGUUGGAUGUGCUAGAGGAUGGGGCAACAAAGCCAACCAAGGCUGCCGAUGUUUAUUCAUAUGGUUGUAUCAUGAUGUUGCUGUGUUCUGGACAUGCACCUUAUCACUCGCUGAUUUCGGAUUUUCGCGUUCUCGCAGCAGUGUUGAGGGGUCAAGAACCCUUCCGCGAAAUCACUGGGCUCGAGGAAGACCUUAAACAAUUGGCACAAAAAUGCUUAUCGAAUAGCAGCGAGUGCCGCCCGUCGGCUUCGGACAUCGCGGAGUUGUUCAGGUCGAAGUCAAAUAUUUCAAAGACGAUGAUGGAGUUGUUGUCGAAACUUCGAGUGAAUCAAAUUCCCAAAGCAGCCCUCUCGACCUGUGAUAGCAGUGAUAGAUGCAGCAUUAGCGGGACUUUGAAAUACAACUGGUUGCAUGGGUCGGACGCCACCGUGGUUGCAGUCAAGACUUUGGAUGUUGGCGAUCUGAAUGGCAUUAAUAUUGACAAGACGUGCGACAUGAUUCGUCGCGAGGUCAAUGUUCGGGAAAGGUUGAAGCACGAGACCAUCCUUGAUCUCUAUGGAAUGACGACGGGUUUCGGAGUUCUUCCCUCCUUCGUGUAUCCAUGGAUGGCGCAUGGAUCAUUGCACGACUAUCUGAAACGAGAGUUCUCCACAUUGUCUCCACUUCAGAAGUUCGAUAUUCUGUAUCAGGUGGCCGACGUGAUCAAAUAUCUGCACAAGAACAAUAUUGCGCAUGGCAGUCUGACGGGUGACAACGUACUUCUCGAUGAUGCGGGGCGUAUACGCAUCGCAGACUUCAGUCGCUCUGUGAUCCUUGACGGCGCUGGAGAUUGGAAAUCGAGCGAGCAACUCCCUGGAGCUGUGAGAUACGUCUCACCAGAGUCGGUUGUUCGUGACGAGCAGACAGGACCGCCACAACCAACCAAAUCCCAAGACGUAUACUCUUAUGGCUGCAUCACGAUUCUUGUGUUGUCGGGAAAGGUACCUUAUUGGUGGAUUUCUGAAGAGAGUGAAGUUCUUUCGGCGAAAGUACAGGGCACAGAACCUUUUCUUCCGACCGUGGAGAUUGAUGAGGUGCACCUGGAUUUGUUCAGCGUUUCGGGCGAGUCAUCUUCCUCUGUUUAUGCUGCUGUUGAGCUCAUUGCCCGUGGAGGAUUUGCAAAUGUUCACAAAUGCAGCCUUGGUCUAACAACCGUCGAUGCGAGUGUUCGACGAACAAUUUCACACUACGGGUUACUUUCUACAACAACUUCAGUUGACGUCGCAGUCAAGGACAUACGAACGACGGAUCAUGCGGCAGACAUGAAAGCCGUCAAUCGAUUGUUUCGAGAGAUCCGCUUAUGGUUGAAACUUAAGCACGAGAAUGUUGUUCCUCUCUGGGGGGUUACAGAUGGCGCUGGUUCGGUCCCAGCGCUUGUCUCACCAUGGUUAGAAAAUGGCGCUCUGACGGGAUUUCUCCAACGGAAGCACGAAACUCUUUCCUCCAGCGAAAAGAUUGCACUGCUCAGGGACGUGGCUCGUGGGCUUCAAUAUCUCCAUUCGAAGUCGAUUGUCCACGGAGACUUGAGCGGCAACAAUGUUCUCGUGGACGCAAGUGGCAAAGCCCUUCUCACCGAUUUUGGUCUCUCCGUCCUCCUUUCUGAGAGAUCAACUCAAGCAUCAUUACCUACCAAACCCGGAGGCAGCGCACGCUGGAUGGCGCCUGAAUCUUUAGGGAUCGGUGACGAAGGCCAUGGGUCACCGGUAUUUUCCACAACAAGUGAUAUAUAUUCUUUCGGAGGGAUCAUGCUCCAGGCGGGUGUAUCGGAUCAUCGAUAUUAAGUCAGCUUAUCUCCCUGCAGGUUUUGGAGGGCAAGAUCCCAUACCAUUACAUCCCAAAAUAUGAAACUAUAAUUGCCCACCUAUCACAGGGCAGAACACCCAAAAGGCCGGUCAAACCUGUUAUCGCUGACAGUGAUUGGGUUUUCAUCCAGAGAUGUUGG
This is a messenger RNA of Suillus subalutaceus, 2685 nucleotides long. Its product is annotated as kinase-like domain-containing protein. The transcript has 22 exons. NCBI's taxonomy places the organism in Eukaryota, Fungi, Basidiomycota, Agaricomycetes, Boletales, Suillaceae. Bases 74 to 2524 code for a protein of 816 amino acids. Gene Ontology annotation, biological process: protein phosphorylation. Gene Ontology annotation, molecular function: protein kinase activity; ATP binding. The record is from RefSeq and is a predicted model, not a curated record.